This is a messenger RNA of Cololabis saira (Pacific saury), 1699 nucleotides long. RefSeq names its product E3 ubiquitin ligase TRAF3IP2-like. The record is from RefSeq and is a predicted model, not a curated record. NCBI's taxonomy places the organism in Eukaryota, Metazoa, Chordata, Actinopteri, Beloniformes, Belonidae. The transcript is spliced from 10 exons. Bases 67 to 1398 code for a protein of 443 amino acids. Gene Ontology annotation, biological process: positive regulation of canonical NF-kappaB signal transduction; humoral immune response.
UGGAAGGUCAUCAUUUCAUUGUCGACUUGCCUUGAGUCCUCGUCGCCUGUUCCUACCGGAAAUGAAAUGGAGAACCUGGAAGCGGAUGAACCGGAAAGAUUUCUUCAACUUAGAACACCAGAAGUUUCAGUACCACGUAACCACAUAGUUUGUGCUCGUGCUAAACAUCACGAUAAAGUUGCACCAACCUGUUGCCUGGAUGCAGAAAUGUCCUUUCAGAGCCCGUGCAGACAUGGAAAAGUGAACCAAGAGUGGAAGAGGGAGUCAACUCAGCGUCAAGAGAUCACAUGGACACCAGAGAGAAGAGGAGUCGGUUCUGCAGUGGCCCCGGCAGAAGUCCAUGAGAUGGGAGCAAGAGGAGAACACAGCUGGAGCUGGGGACCACAUCAGUAUGAAAGAGGUCCAAGCAGGGGUGAGGAUGAAUGCAGUUCUCGUGCUGAGAGCGACAUAGAGGAGGAACUUGAACCUCCGUUACCGCUCAGAGAUGACAAUGACUGGUAUCAGCACAGUCCUUUUCUGCCUCCUCUUCACUACAUGCACAACUUCAAUCAUCACCCGAUGGACGUUAGGUUUGACUGCGCAGAGGGAGGAUGCUACAACCUCCAUCCAGCCGACAGAUACCCUCCCCAGGCGCCUCACUUCUCACAUUUCUCCCCUCCAAACUGGAAUGACCCUGAAAACUGCUGCAUUAGGCCCCAGAACGACGGCAGCUGUUUCUGCGGCGGUGUGACCUGUGACAGUGUGACAGUUAACGUGCCUCAGGUCUCCGUCCCCCCCGUGGAAUGCGUUUCACAGGUUAGCGUGAUGAAUCUGAGUUCACCGGCAGAGGAGUCUGUCCCAGAACUUCACCAGAAAAGAAGAACCAUCAGUCUUCCCCAAGAGUGCCAAAAUGUCUUCAUAACUUACUCUUCAGACGUGUCCUCAGAGAUGGUCACUUUCGUAGACUUUCUCACAAAGCAAGGCUUCCGACCAGCUAUCGACUUAUUUGAUAACCCCAUUAGGCGACUGGACAUCAGUAAAUGGACGGACACUUAUCUAAAAGAUCUGUCAACCCCGAUUAUCAUCGCCAUCAGUCCCAAGUACAAGGCAGACACUGAAGGGUCUGCAGUGGACAGCCAUGGCCUACAGACCAAAUAUAUUAAUUCAAUGAUACAGAGUCAAUUUAUCCAGCAAGGCUGCCUGAAUUUCAGAUUCAUACCAGUUCUCUUCUUCGGUGCAUCCCAGAAGCACGUUCCAAGCUGGCUUCAGAACACACGUGUUUACCGCUGGCCGCAGGACACUGAGGAUCUGGUGCUGCGGCUGCUCAGGGAGGAGAGGUACGUGCCUCCUCCCGUCCCCGUGGAGCUCUCUCUCAUCAUCCGGCCUGUGACCAUGAGUGCUGCCACCACGCUGAGAUGACACGUCAGCCAUCAACUUUUUAUAAUACAAUAUUCCUUCCAGUCAACAGCUAUUUUUCUAAAUUGCAUUUUAUCUAAUGUGAUUUAUUAUAAGAUAUUACAAUAAUAAUUCCCUUUUGUAGUGUCAGGUGCUCAAUACUUGCUAUAUCACCGCUUUUAUAUUUAUGAUAACCUUUCAGUCACUAUUAUUGCCAACAGAUGUAAAUGAAAAAAAAUAUUAGCCUUUUAUUUGUCCUGAUCAUCAGGAGUCUGUGAUUGUUGCCAUGGAAACAUGAAUUAACUCAGUUCAACCUUUUCAGGCU